Molecule: messenger RNA, 2756 nt
Organism: Anarrhichthys ocellatus (wolf-eel)
Lineage: Eukaryota; Metazoa; Chordata; Actinopteri; Perciformes; Anarhichadidae
Gene: ska1
Product: spindle and kinetochore associated complex subunit 1
Exons: 6
Coding region: 600-1364 (254 amino acids)
Biological process (GO): regulation of microtubule polymerization or depolymerization; mitotic cell cycle; chromosome segregation
Cellular component (GO): outer kinetochore; spindle microtubule; mitotic spindle
Molecular function (GO): microtubule binding
Source: RefSeq, a predicted model, not a curated record
CAAUUAAGCCCUGUUUUGUAGGUUUAUGACUUUAUAUAGACGCAGACAGUGCAAGUCUGGUGGUGUCUCAAUCUGAAGGUAUUUUCGUGUGUUCCUGAUAUGCCCGAUAUAAUAAUGCUAACCGACAGCUAGCGUCAACGCUAAACAUGAGCUGUUGGCUCAUUAUCUUGUCCACAUAAACACAAGAGUGGUGUCUAGCAUUGAGUAACGUUAGACGCAAAAGUUCACUUUUAUGACUACCCCGAAGUUGGCUUAACGGUUCACUUUUUUAAGGGGAACUUAAAUGAACGAGCAGCCGAUGAAACCUUUAUUUUAUUUGUGAUUUCGCUGCUUUGUUCUCCUCCAGACUAGCGUUACACGAUGAUAAACACACUAACAUUACACACACUAACAUUAUACUGCGUUAACCAGAGACUCCAACUAGUUUCAGAAUUUGUGAAACCGUUAUUUUUUUAUUUCUUUUACCAUCGUUGCUUGUAGUUGUACAGUUUGAUAUAAAUAGAUUAACCCGAGGUAUUAAGUACAUUUACCAAUGUUGAAGUUGUAUUUAUGAAAUUUACCAGGUAACUCUUGUUAAUGUGCCACGUUUAAUGAAUUGAAUGUGUCCCCUAGUCAGCAACAUGAGUGAGCUGGAGGACGUCAGCCACCACAUUCAUGACAGGAUCUCAUCGGUACACCGCAUGCUGGAUCUGUCAGUGGUCGAAUUGCCUCAAAGAAAGAAACUUGGACAAGAAUUUGUGGCACUCGAGAAACUUCUGGAGGAGUUUGAAAGAUGUGUUGGUCGACAGAAGGAGCAACUAAAGCAGCUGAAGGAACUUGAGGAGACGUUCCAGAAGGACUUGGAGGAUGUCCAGCACCUUAAGGAGAACAUACCUGCACACAUGCCCAGAAAGAAAGGCCCAGCAAAUGGAGGUGAACCCGUACUGACCCAGAAAGAAGCCGCAGAUGUUCAGCCGGCCCAGUCCGAAAACGUCAAAAAGACCAACAAGAGCGUCGUCCGAGAGAUUGAGGUCAUCACCUUGCCAGAGUAUGAGAGCAUCCCACCGUACAUGAAAGGACGCGUGUCGUAUCAUCAACUCAAUGCAGCCGUGCAGAGCAUCAACACGGCUGUAACAGCCAAGUACAAGAUCCUCCGUCAGUCGGCGAAAACUCUCAACAAUCAAGCGCGCAAGCUGCACCAGCGCUUCAAGGACCAGGAGACGAAGGAUACAAAAGGUCAGUAUUUUGUGGUGGACGACGACAUUCGCGAAUUUACUCAGAUGAAGGCAGACAAACGAUUUCAAGGGAUUCUGAACAUGCUGCGACACUGCCAGCGCCUUCGAGAGCUCCGAGGAGGGGGCAUCACCCGCUACAUGCUGCUAUGAAGCAGCAGAUAAUACUGUUUACACAUGUAUAUAAUGUUGUGGUGGAAAUGGUUAGAAGUGAACUUUGCAUGUGUCAACAGCAUUUUAUAUUAUUAAGCUAAACAAAGGAAAAUCCAAAUAAAACUUUGAAUGUUAAUAAAUGCUUUUAAAAUGUCUCUCACGGUUUUAUAUUGUAGCAUGUUUACUCAAGAUGACAACAUGCGGUAAAACAUGUUUAUUUCAAGUUAUGGCAUUCUGUAGAGGUCCUGCCAGUGUUUCUAGGUCAAUAACGUUUAUAUUUUAUUGUUUAACAUAGGCUGGCCUCAAAAUACAUUGUUUUAAUGACUGCAUGCCAAAUGUCAUUUCUAAAUGCGUUGCAGUCCUUCAGCUUAACAAUACAAUAAGGUGAAUGUGUCAUUGCUGUAUUCUUAUUCGUUCAUCGUAUUCAUAAGCAUGAACUCUGCAGUUGAUAGUGUUGAACCCGGAUCCAACCGUCCACCAUGAGCUUCAUAUCGCAUCAUACCAAUGAGGGCGCAAUGCAGGUUAUUCUUAGUCCAAUAACACAAAUUAAUUUUCUUGCAUGAGCACAAUAUGAACAAUCAUUUCUUCAUAAGGAUUCCUUGCAUUAUUAUUUUGAAGAAUUGUGACUGACUGUAACAGACUUGGAAUGGCAUUGAAGGAGACAACUCAGAUGGUAGCUUUCCAGCAUUUAUUCGCUGCAGAAGACAACAUAAAUCACAGUUUCUUGCUGGUCUCACUCUCUUUAUGCAUCCGCUCCCUCAACAGUACGAAACACCACUGUCAGGGCAAGUCGGGACUAACAGCGACAUCAAAUGGACAAAACAAACAACUACAUGAGGUGGAAUGAUUAACAGAACCCGCGAAAAUUAUAACAUUAAACAAAGGAAAAUACAUACCUGCAGAAGACAACAUGAAUCACAGUUUCUUCCUGGUCUCACUCUCUUUAUGCAUCCGCUCCUAAACAUGCAAGACAACAUAAUUCACACAAAGGAAUGCUAAAGUAUCUUUGUCGUUAAGUUAUAUGACAGGGCCUGACGUAAAAGUAAAUGGCGCCAAAAAGGCUAACUGAAACAGCCACUAAACUUAUAUUUUCCACAGUCAAAACGGCACGUAACAGCUUGAUAAGGUCAUCGCCUUAGCAGUUACUAAAGUACGUAGCGUAAACAGUUACAUUCCCGAAGAAAACAACAAAACAGUGCAACAACAUUAUUCCACACAACUUACCCUCAACAGUACGAAACACCACUGUGAGGGCAAGUCGGGACUACGGGGGCUUUGGAGGUACAAAAGAGGCGAGACGCCGCUUCCGCAGGAAGCAUUAACAAAAUAAAAUGCUAAAUAAAAAUAGCUCAUAAAGAUAGAAUUCACACAUACUCAACAGAAUAAUAAAGU